Molecule: messenger RNA, 6386 nt
Organism: Galeopterus variegatus (Sunda flying lemur)
Lineage: Eukaryota; Metazoa; Chordata; Mammalia; Dermoptera; Cynocephalidae
Gene: SHISA6
Product: shisa family member 6
Exons: 4
Coding region: 1-873 (290 amino acids)
Biological process (GO): regulation of AMPA receptor activity; regulation of short-term neuronal synaptic plasticity
Cellular component (GO): AMPA glutamate receptor complex; postsynaptic density; dendritic spine membrane
Source: RefSeq, a predicted model, not a curated record
AUGUGUAUCCUCGGCUACUUCCGCCUGUGGCUCAGCUGCCGCCGGGUGCGACGGUGUCGCGCGGGUCUUCCGUGGCAUUAUGGGAAGGAUGCUUACCGAAGUGGAGGACCAGAUCUCCAUAACUUCAUCUCAUCUGGAUUUGUCACAUUAGGAAGAGGACACACGAAGGAGAAGCCACGGGUGAACAACAUCCUGACAUCAGCCACCGAGCCCUAUGACCUCUCCUUCUCCCGCUCUUUCCAGAACUUGGCCCACCUGCCCCCGUCCUAUGAGUCUGCAGUGAAGACCAACCCCAGCAAGUACUCAUCUCUGAAGAGGCUGACAGACAAAGAGGCUGACGAGUACUAUAUGAGGCGGCGACAUCUGCCUGACCUGGCGGCCCGUGGCACCCUUCCCCUCAACGUCAUUCAGAUGUCCCAACAGAAGCCGCUGCCGCGGGAACGACCGCGCCGGCCCAUCCGGGCCAUGUCCCAGGACAGGGUCCUGUCCCCACGGCGGGGCCUGCCAGAUGAGUUCGGUAUGCCCUAUGACCGCAUCCUGUCCGACGAGCAGCUGCUAUCCACCGAGCGCCUGCACUCACAGGACCCGCUGCUGUCCCCGGAGCGGACGGCCUUCCCCGAGCAGUCGCUGUCCAGGGCCAUCUCGCACACGGACGUCUUUGUGUCCACACCUGUGCUGGACCGCUACCGCAUGACCAAGAUGCACUCCCAUCCCAGUGCCUCCAAUAACUCCUACGCCACCCUGGGACAGAGCCAGACAGCGGCCAAGCGCCACGCCUUCGCCUCACGCAGACACAACACGGUGGAGCAGCUGCACUACAUCCCGGGCCACCACACCUGCUACACAGCCAGCAAGACUGAAGUGACCGUGUGACUGUCAGGGCGGGGCCCGGGCUGCUGGGCAGGGCAGGGCAGGGGUGAGGAGGGGCCAGGAGCAGAGCUGCUAGCCUUGCAAUUCUUCCUUCCUUUGUCCCCUCCCUAGGAGGUGGGGGUGGGCCACCUUUGUCCAGAAAGCCAUACCCCCGAGGAUACAGCCCGAGGCCUGGCCCGGCACAGCAUGCUCAGACCCAGGACCUAGAGCGAUUGCUGUCACUCUUCCAGAGAGUUAACAGGGAGCGGGGAGAGGGGCCAGACCCCAUUCUCACACCCCGCCACCUUCACCAACCCCCUUUCAGUCCCACGCCCCCUUCUCCCCCUGCUGGGGACUCAGCUGCAGGUUCUGUCAGCCAAGAGACCUCCGCCCAACCCUGGUCCAAAGCUGCCUGGGUUUGAACGGGCCAGCGGGCGCAGUCAGCGGGCUGACCGAAUAGGCUACUCGGUCUCAUUCAUUUACCUAGAACCGCAUCACAGAAAUCUUUUAGUGCCUAAAAACUGCCUGCUCGCCCCUCAGAGCCGGGGAGCUGCUGUGUCCAUAAGCACAAUAAUGAUUCUUUUCUUGCCUGCUGGAACUCUGGUCCCCACUGAGUGCCCCUUCCCUCGCUGACCCCUGCCAGCCCCACCCUUAACCCCCGGGACAGGGAGGGGUUCCCUUCCUUUGGCUGCCUCCCCUCGUUAGGAACCCCACCCAGUUCCAGCUGGUUGCUCACCCACAGGAUCCCUGGCCUGUCCUCUGGGGGGGGGGGCGGGGCUUUGCUCCUCCCCCAGCCCUAGAGACUGCACCCCUGAAGGGCUUUAGCUCUGGCCCUUUCAGAGGGGAGUAGCGAUGGGAUGCAGGGACUCUUGGAGUGCCCUCUCCAGCUACCUGGUUAUCUCCACACUUCCUCCAGGCCUCUAGGUCUGAACCAUGACCCCCACUCAAGCCUGUCUUCUCCUGCUCCUGGAGGCACCUGCAGUGGACAGAGAGCCAGGGUGGGGAGGGUCACUGUGAUGCCUGGGGUCUUGGCUGGGCCCUGCCUGCCUCCCACCAUGUACCUCAGGCAAGACUGAGGCAGACGCUUCUAGAGAGAGGCUGCUUGGCCCCCAAACAAGGAGGACUUGAGACCCAGGGGCUUGUCCUGCACCCCACACACUCCACUCCUCUUCCCCCAUCCCUGCCCACCUGCCCUGCCCCUGCUCUGUUUAGAUCUCUCUCUGCCUGUCCCCCUUCCCCCCACCUCCCGUCCUUCCUCAGCUCCGUCACUGUCUGGGGCUGCUGCUGCUUCCGUUCCAUGCCUCCUCUGGAUCAAAGGGACAAAGUCCUAUUAGGAAAAGCAAAUAAUGGUACUCCAGGCUAUUGGUCUGGGGGAUAACGGGGCAGCUCCCCACCCCAUCAGUCCCUCCCUGCAGUUCCACUUCCUCAGCCCUGUGGGGAGCUGUCACUGCCAGCCCACCUCAGCCCCUUCUCUGUCUCUAAGCUGGGGGUAGGGGGCAGGGUGUGCUGGCCUUCUGGGAGCUGGCAGUGAACUCAGCAGCGUCCACUCUCCCAGACCAGAGUCUGGGGGAGAGAGGGAGGGGCUCCCUCAUUCUCAGGGCCAGGGCACCUUCCUGGGCUGGGGCUGGGGGAAUCAGCUCCAGACUAUUGGGUAAAGGUGUGAUGCUAAAACCACGACUGACACCACAGUCAGACUCCUAAUGCCCUUAAACAAGAUCUUACAUUCCCUCUGUUCUGCAUGUAUGGCUCUAUAAAUAAGUGGGGGUGCAGAACUCAGUGUCUGCCCUGGGAAUUUUUAAUCUAACCAAGCCCACAAACCGCAGAGAAAUCAAUGGACUGCUUCCUCUCACUGAUUUCAAGAAUUCCAAAGCUCUUGUCUCCUUCUCCCCACCCCAGGGUUUGCCUCCUAGCAUGAAGGAAAUAAUCGCAUGAAUCAUGGGGGACUGAAGGCUGGGGGAUGGGAACGCAGCCCUUGGCUGGCUUUCCCACAGGAGAGGUGUUCCCAGGACGUGCGUCUGUGAGGCCAGGGUCAACUCUCUCUGCUUUCCUGCCUACAAACACAUAAACCUUCUUAGGGGCUGGUCCCCAUGGGUUUAUAAGGGUUUGUUCCAGAAGGUGCAGCUAAGGUUUGGAAAGGAGGAAAUCAGUCUAAAUAGAGCCUUUGGUCACUCCCAGAACACAGGUAUGUCUGAGAGCUGGGUCCCUGAGCCCAGCACCCUUUAAUCCUCUCCUCCUCAGCUAGGCCCCUUGAAGGCCACCUCUGGGGUGUUGAGGGGGUCGGGGGGGGGGGCGGGAAUACAGCCUCUCCCCAGGUGUCUACACACACCAAACCAGGAUCCUGGAACCUGAUCUCAUAGCUGUCUAAGCGUGUUCUGGGCACCAAGUUCUCCAGCCUUAGGGUGAAGCUUUUCCCUGGGGCUCCUCCCUGAGCCCUGCUCUGACAAAGUGUCUACCUGUCUCGGGGCUGAGGGAGGGUGGGGGGUGUUAAUAGGCUAAUUCUCAAACAUUUCUCAUCCCAGCCUGACCACUGUCUGGUUUAAAACGUCUGGUGUCAGCUGGAUCAGAAAAUUCGACUUGAACGCUUACUUCUUUUAAAGAAUUCCUUCUGCUUCACCUUUGGGUCUGGAGGGGAGGAAGGAAGGAAUGGAAGAAGGGAGGGAAGGAAGAGAGAUGGGUCUACAAACUAGCUCCAGUAUAGCCCCAUUUCAAAAUCCAGACAAGUAUGUCUUAACUGGGACAUGGAGGUAUCUCAUUUAUUCAGUUGUCCCAUGCAACUUUACAGAACAAGCAAAGCCACAUUAACAGACAAGUUCAUGUAGCAGAUGAGAGGGUUUUGGGGCUGGAACCCAGAUGUCCUAACUUUCAGGCUGCUGGCCUCCAGCAUGCAUAGACAGACCAUCUUCCCCCACAGUAAAAGCCCCUCCCCUAGCAAGAAAAGCCUGAAGCCCAAGAUCCCCCCCUGCUCAUUUGUUCUUUGCACGCAUUUGCAUCAGGGGUCUGCACAGGUGUUCUCCUGCCCUGACAGCUCUUCCUGGUCACCUUGGCCUUUGAUGGCAUCAAAGCUCUCACAGUCCCUUGUGUCCUUCCACUUUUCCUGCCUGGCCUCCUCCAGUUAUCUCCCGGCCUCAUGUGUUCAUGAGCCACAAAGGCUUUACCAAGAAUUCCUUAACCUCCUAACUCAGCCCCCUGUACCAGUUCACUCUUUCCUUUCUCUCAUCUCCCUCCUCCUCCAUUUACCUUCCUCCCUCAUUUCUUUUCCCUGGUCCUGCUGUAGUCUCUGGUUCUAAACAUCAGAGUUCUCAAUGUAAACAGUGAAGGAGUCAGACCUUCCUCAGGUCUUCCCUCCCUGCACCUGUGAGACGACACCCCAGGGCAGGGAGCCGGGCUCUCCCCCUGUGAUCUUCCAGAGGGAAGGGGGAGGGACUUCCGGGUCAGGCAUAACUGCUCCACACUCAGCUUUGGUUCCUGCAUCCAGCAAGUCUGCUCGAGCUCCCAACCCAGCCUGCUACUAGCCCAGAGGCUCCUGCUCUGGCCAAAGACUCAUAUCCUCGGAGGCUCUUGGCCACUGCUCCACCACUCUUACCCCCUUUCCUGCUUGUGAGUGCCACAGUCCCCCUUUGUCCCAAAACAUUUGAGGGCCUCGUGAUUCUCCAAGCAUGGACAUAACGUUUGUACCAACAUCCCUGCCACCCAACUCAAACCCAACUUAGAGAUACCUUGUCUGCCACCAGCCUCCCACCCACGGAUUCCUUCCACAGGCAACUGUGGACUUGACCCAAGGUAAGAGGAAAGGGUUUCCGACCACAUGGACCCUAGAAGGCGCCUGCUCUGAGAAGAGCUGACAUGUUACCUUCCACAUACAUUCCCUUGCCACCUUCUCCGAAUCUGGGAAACUUUGCUCUGGAAUAUUUUCAAGGAAGCUCCUUGCGUGUUAAUGAAGUACUUUUCAGGGUUCAAAUGUUAUUUUUUAUAAAUGCAGCAUUUUAUGGCAGAUUCAAUAGGAAAGAUAUGUCUUCCUGGGCUCUAUAUUUGAAUUUGGAAGGCAGCAUACUCUAGGAGAGAAAAGUGCAGGGCUAAGGCUCUGGAGAUACAGCUUCCAGCCCCGACUUUGUCUCCUGAUUGCUGUAUGACCAAGGGCAAGUCAUGUCCCCGCUCAGUGCCUAAGUUUCCCCACCUGUAAAACAAGGGGCUUCGACUAGAUGAGCUCUUACACUCUAGGGCUUUCAUUCCCCUUCAGCACCCCCUCCUUUCUGCACAUUCCUCCCCAACUGAACUGCACACACCCCACUACACCUGCUCCACAGCGACAUCCUCAGAUGACCUAGACAGCCACCAGACUCCUCACCAGGGCCUGCGGUGGGCCCAGUGGACUCAGCCACCCAGGGAUGCUCUCAUAGCUGAAGGUUAAGGGCCUAACCAUUCAACAGUUACCAACCAUGUGUCACAGAAGCCCUCUCACAUAGACACACAUAGACCAUCCUGGGUGUCUGUGUCACUGGGCAGUUCUGAGUUUGGAGUUUUCCUUUUUGAUGUGGUUCUUAUAGCUGGAGAGAGGCAGUUCCAAAUUCAGAGAGGAGAUGGGCUUGGAGGAGAAAGCUGCAUAGGUUUGCCGACAAGGGCAUGAAGUUUGUACUUAGGGCGGCUGGGAGAUGCAUUCCAAGCCACAGAGGAGAAUGCUUGGCAAAGGCCUGGUGUAGCAAUGGAUGUCACUGUAUCCCACCCCAGAACGCGUGUCCUGAAGCCCAAGUCUGAAGACUGAGGCUCCAUUCCAACUGGAGGAGGAGUAGACUUCACCACCCAGGCUGCUGGGAGCUGGGCACUCACCCUAUCCUACUACCUUUCCUGCCCCUCCUUGUGACACUACUGUCCUCCUGGUGAAGGCUUGUGAAGCAAGAGUGGACAGUCCAAGUCGGGAUCAUCAAAUCCAUUUUGUAAAUCGGCAAACACAGCAACCUUCCAUCAGUCAGAGAAACGACGCUGUGCGUUCCCUUAACACCUCCCUAGUGAGGGAGAAGACCCUGCUCCACGCUGCUGUCCACCCCUGCAGUGACCCUUGAAUGCCACUCCCUGGGAGGACUCACUCAUUUGCUUCGUAGUGGCAAAUACUCCUCUAGUUCUAUAACUCAACUAGACAUUUUGUAGUAAAGAAUUCUUGAAAUUCUCUAAUAAAAAGCAAUUCUUACUGUAAUAUUUUUAGUUUGGGGACAAAAUUUCCUAAGGGGGGAUUAAUUAACAUUUUUAUGCAUUAGCCCACUGUAUGGAUUCCAUGUUUAUUAUACGGUAGUACUGAUGAGCAGUACCUUUCUAUCUGUACCUUGCACAGUUCCUUCAUUACUCAUGUCAGCUUCAUGAAAAGCAGUGUUCUUAUAACUGCUUCUUCUGUACAAAUCUCAUCGUUCUACUUACCUGUCAAAGCACAUUCUAUAUGUACUGUAAACAGAUACCACUUUAGUAAGAUUUAGUCUUAAGGAUUUUUCCACUUUUGUCAGUAACAGAUAUUUAUGGAUUAAAAAAAAAUAAAGCCGUUUCAACAUAAA